AGCGCGGCGUGGCUAACAUGGCGGCGGAGGUUCUGGUGCUUCAGGUUUGAGGAUCGACCCGCUGAUCGGAACUAUGGAUCCGGAUCAAUAAGGUCCCGGAGCCUGAAGGUCAGUUCACGAGGAUCCGGUUCUCACGGACUGUCUGAGAGUCCGGGACACGGUCCGUGUCUCCGCUAGCUACCGGGGACAGACCAGGGGACAGACCGGGACAGACCGGGACAGACCGGGACCGACCGGGACAGACCGGGACCGACCGGGACCGACCGGGACCGGGGCUAGCUGGUCGGACCGGGUCCAGGUGUUCACGACGUUUGGUGUCCCGCCUCGCUGGUCCUCCUCACAGGGACAGACGGGAGGACAGACGGGAGGACAGACAGGAGGACAGACGGGAGGACAGACGGGAGGACAGACGGGAGGACAGACGGGAGGACAGACGGGAGGACAGACAGGAGGACAGACGGGAGGACAGACGGGAGGACAGACGGGAGGACAGACGGGAGGACAGACAGGAGGACAGACAGGAGGACAGACGGGAGGACAGACAGGAGGAUGGAGGAGUCCAGGAGUCCAGGUAAAGCAGUGAGACAGGCCAGAGGAUCCAGGUCUUCUCCUGCUGACAGGAUCAGUAAAGAGUCCCGCAGCAGAGACGGUCUCGCUGUGAAGGAUGAAGGACUCUAUCUGAGCCGCCAGGGGCCCCCCAAGACCCCCACGGACCCCCAGGACAAGAGGAGGGGCCGGCCCUGCAGGCUGACCCGGCUCACCGGCAGAGCCAGCUCCGGGGACCGAGGCAAGGCCAGGCCGCCCCCCCAGAGGCUGCAGGACCAGGACCCGGACUGCAGGGGCUCCGUCUCUGCAGACAGCAGCCCCCCCGCCGGGACCAGGACCCCCGAGAAGGGCCCCACGGACCAGACCAGGACCCCCGAGAAGGGCCCCAUGGACCAGACCAGGACCCCCACAGCUGCUCCGGGGAAGGACAAGACCCAAGGUCCCAGACCUUCAGGCUUCAUGCAUCAGGCUGCUGAGGAGGUGAGGCCCCUGGUGGAGGUGAGGCCCCUGGUGGAGGUGAGGCCCCUGGUGGAGGAGGGCCCCCUGACGGAGCAGCAGCUGGGGCUCCGUCAGGCCGAGGAGCGUCUCUACAGAGACUACAUCCACCGGCUGCUCAAGCAGUCCCCUGAGUACCCUAACUACCAGUACUUAUGCAAGCUGUGUUGUGUCCACAUCGAGAACAUCCAAGGAGCUCACAAACACAUCAAGGAGAAGAGACACAAGAAGAACAUCCUGGAGAAACAGGAGGAGAACGAGCUGCGAGCCCUGCCGCCGCCCUCCGCCGCCCAGCUGCUGGCGGUGGACGCCGCCGUCCAGGAGACGGCCGCGCAGCACGGCAUCUCUCAGGAGGACUACGAGGUCCGCCGGGCCGUGGUCCUCAGGAUGGAGGAGAUCAUCCAGAAGCAGCUCUCAGCUUGUGCUCUGCGUCUCUACGGUUCAUGUCUGACCAGAUUCGCCUUCAAGACGAGUGACAUCAACAUCGACGUCACUCACCCGUCCUCAAUGACACAACCUGAGGUCCUGAUUCAAGUGCUGGAAAUCCUCAAGAACAGCCCUGAGUUUUCUGAGGUUGAGUCAGAUUUUCAUGCCAAAGUUCCUGCUGUCUUCUGUCGGGACGUCAGCAAUGGUCUGGUGUGUAAGGUGAGUGCAGGUAAUGACGUGGCGUGUCUCACCACCAACCACCUGGCGUCUCUGUCCAGACUGGAGCCCAGACUGGUUCCACUGGUUCUGGCCUUCCGUUACUGGGCCAGGCUGUGCCACAUGGACUGCCAGGCUGAAGGAGGGAUCCCGUCGUACUCGUUGGCCCUCAUGGUGAUCUUCUUCCUGCAGCAGAGGAGAGCUCCCAUCCUGCCCGUCUACCUGGGCCGCUGGAUCGAAGGCUUCGAUGUGAAGCGAGUGGACGAGUACCACCUCACCGGGAUCACUCUGGACACCUUCGUCCGCUGGGAGCGCCGACCUCCGGCCGCCACCGACAACCGCAGCGAGGCGCGAGGAGAAGGCCGGGCCAAGCCGGACUCCAAGAAACCUGAAGACUCUCACUACUCUGAAGGCAUGACCCGUCUGACCCUGGACCAGAGGAAAGGCGUCCCUCUGGGCCAGCUCUGGCUGGAGCUGCUCCGCUUCUACACGCUGGAGUUCGCUCUGGAGGAAUACAUCAUCAGCAUCCGGCUGAAGGAGCUGCUGUCCCGGGAGGUGAAGAACUGGCCCCGUCGCCGCCUCGCUAUCGAAGAUCCCUUCGCCCUGAAGAGGAACGUUGCUCGGAGCCUCAACAGCCAGAUGGUGUUUGAAUACAUCCAGGAGAGAUUCCGCACCGCCUACAAGUACUUCGCCUGCCCCCAGAGGAGGAGGCGCAGCGGGGGGCGCCAGGGAGGCAGGACGGCAGGCUGGAAGAAGGAGGAGGCUGAGAAGAAGGAGGAGGAGGAGGAGGAGGAGGCUCAGAAGGAGCAGCAGGAGGCCGACAGCGACCAUGAAGAUGGAUCAGAUCCGUCCAGACAGAAGACUCUAGACUCCAGCCUCAGGGACAUGGUCCUCACCUCCCCCAACGGCCUGCUGGACAGUGACGGGGAGGAGCAGCAGGAGGAGCAGCAGGAGGAGCAGCAGGAGGAGCAGGGAGGAGCUAUUCCAUCAGAGGAGCUGCACUACGUGUUCGAUAAGAUGAUCUUCACCGGCGGGAAGCCUCCGACGGUGGUCUGCAGCAUCUGUAAGAGAGACGGACACCUGAAGGACGAAUGUCCAGAAGACUUCAAGAAGAUCGAGCUGAAACCUCUUCCUCCCAUGAACGAACGCUUCAGAGACAUCCUGGACGCUCUCUGUAGACUCUGCUACUACGAGCUGUCGCCCACACACACGGAGCAGCAGAAGAGGGAGCAGAUCCUGGGCAGCCUGGAGAGGUUCAUCAGGAAGGAGUACAACGAUAAAGCUCAGCUCUGCCUCUUCGGAUCCUCUAAAAACGGCUUCGGCUUCCGUGACAGUGACCUCGACAUCUGCAUGACCCUGGAGGGCCACGAGACGGCAGAGAGGCUGAACUGUAAAGAGAUCAUCGAAGGUCUGGCCAAGGUCCUGAAGAAACACACAGGUCUGAGGAACAUCUUGCCUAUAACAACAGCUAAAGUGCCUAUUGUGAAGUUUGAGCACCGUCAGAGCGGUCUGGAGGGAGACAUCAGCCUCUACAACACGCUGGCUCAACACAACACCAGGAUGCUGGCCACCUACGCAGCUCUGGACCCUCGGGUUCAGUUCCUGGGAUACACCAUGAAGGUCUUCGCUAAGCGCUGUGACAUCGGGGACGCGUCCCGAGGAAGCCUGUCCUCCUACGCCUACAUCCUCAUGGUGCUGUACUUCCUGCAGCAGAGGACGCCGCCGGUCAUCCCCGUCCUGCAGGAGAUCUUCGAUGGGGACGCCGUCCCUCAGCGCAUGGUGGACGGCUGGAACGCUUUCUUCUGUGAUGACCUGGACGACCUGCGCCGGCUGCUGUCUGACCUGCAGCCCAACACUGAGUCGGUAGGAGAGCUGUGGCUCGGUCUGCUGCGCUUUUACACCGAAGAGUUCGACUUCAAGGAGCACGUGAUCAGCAUCCGCCAGAGGAAACGCCUCACCACCUUCGAGAAGCAGUGGACCAGCAAAUGUAUCGCCAUCGAAGAUCCUUUUGAUUUGAAUCAUAACCUCGGCGCUGGAGUUUCUAGGAAGAUGACAAACUUCAUCAUGAAGGCGUUUAUAAACGGGAGGAAGCUGUUUGGGACUCCGUUCUACCCCGUCCCCGGCACUGAAGUGGACUACUUCUUCGACUCCAAGGUUCUGACGGACGGCGAGCUGGCGCCCAAUGACCGCUGCUGCAGGAUCUGUGGAAAGAUCGGACACUACAUGAAGGACUGUCCCAAGAGACGCAGGAUGAAGAAGAAGGAGAACGAUAAAGACGAGGAGCUGAAGGAGGAGGACCGUGAGCCGAAGGACCGUCGUUGUUUCCAGUGUGGAGACAUGGGACACGUCCGCCGGGACUGUCCCGAGUACCGCCACCUGAAGCAGAGGACCGCCGGAGCCCCGGUGUCUCACAUGGGGCGGAGCUCCCAGUCCAUCCCCGUCCCCCAGACCCCAUCAGACGGGCCGGGACGCAGCAGGCAGCCCUCCGAAUGCUCAGACUCCCGGCAGACUCCUCCCUACUCCCCUCAGCCCCCGGCGCUCCCUCAGACCUCCUCCCAGACCUCCUCCCAGACCUCCCAGUCCUCGGGCUCCCCUCAGCCCAGCCUCAUGAAGACCAGCCCCUCCGGCCCCCCCAAGCCGCCGCUCCAGGUCCCCAUGUCCCUGUUCAGCUUCCCCCCCUCCCACCCGGGCCAGUACCACCACCCGGGCACGCUGAGCGCCCUGGGGCUCCUCCCCUCCCACCAGACCCCCCAGGGCCAGCCGCCCCACCAUCCGGUCCACCUCCCCUCCACCUCCUGGCCCAUCCACGGCCCCGUCCUGGCCACGCCCUCCCCCGCCGGCGCCCCCUCCCCGCCCGGCCUCAAGUUCGCCCUGCGCUCGGCGUCGGGGAAUGGCAGUCCAACGGGCACCACGGGGGGCAGCCCGGGGGGCCCCGGGGGCCCCAUGAACCUCAACGACCCCUCCAUCAUCUUCGCCCAGCCGGCCGGGAGGCAGCUGGGGCUGGGGCCGGGCCGCGAGGGCCACUGGCACAACCACCUGGCACAACCAGGGGGCAUCAUGGGAAACGGCACGGUGGUCAAGUCAGAGUGUGGACACCCGGGCCAGUUUGUGGGAGUGGGUCCGGCCUCCAGGCUGUGGGAGCACAGUAAGACCCCUCAGUACUCCUUGUCCCCCUCGUGGCCCUACAGGAUGCCCCAGAACUUCCUCCAGCAGGGCAACGGAUGCUUCCAGCCAGGGAAACCCUUCGUGGCCCCAGGCUCUGUGGUGCACCAGAACCCAAACUUCCCUCUGGUUCCUCACGUCCGGCACCAGGUCAACCUGAACUUCACCCAGCAGAAGAAGUGACCUGGUUCCUCUGAUUAGUUUUAUGGUCAGUAACAGAAAGAAGGAAGCAGAAGUUAUGUACUCUCUUUGCAUCAUUUGGGGAUUUUUAAAAAAAAAGAAGAAGACUUUUUUCUCAUUUUUGUACAGUUUGUAAUGUUUUAUUUUCUGUCUCAUUACAUUGAUUUGUGAUACAAAUGUCAAAUAUUUUAAUACCCCCAUUUUUGAGGGGGUCCAAAAAAGUGUUUUUAUUUUAAUGUGUAAAGUAAAAAGGAGGACAAAUAUAAUAAACCUUUAUUUUUAUUAGCCGUAUUCAUACUUUGCUUGAAGGCUUUGAAUAGACGUUUGUUUUAAAACUAUCUAACAUGUCACCAUGGUUACGUAAACAACCUAACAUGUCACCAUGGUUACGUAGUGCCAACAGCAGGGAUAGAAGAAAAAGGGAAAAAAAUACUAAAGAGGUAAAAAAAAACGACAAAAAAAAACAACAAAAAAAUAAAGAAAAAAGCAACAAACAACCUGAAUGAGUGUUUGGUGAUUGAUUCUACACACACACACACACACACACACACACACACACAUAUACACACAUACAAACACACACAGUC
Messenger RNA from Centropristis striata (black sea bass), 5612 nucleotides. RefSeq names its product terminal uridylyl transferase 4 (gene tut4). The coding region runs from base 550 to 5028 and encodes 1492 amino acids. Gene Ontology annotation, molecular function: RNA uridylyltransferase activity; zinc ion binding; nucleic acid binding. The record is from RefSeq and is a predicted model, not a curated record. Lineage: Eukaryota; Metazoa; Chordata; Actinopteri; Perciformes; Serranidae. The transcript is spliced from 30 exons.